Apaloderma vittatum (bar-tailed trogon) is the source of this 997-nucleotide messenger RNA. RefSeq names its product solute carrier organic anion transporter family member 2B1-like. Gene Ontology annotation, cellular component: membrane. The annotation marks the transcript as partial. The record is from RefSeq and is a predicted model, not a curated record. Gene Ontology annotation, molecular function: protein binding; bile acid transmembrane transporter activity. Lineage: Eukaryota; Metazoa; Chordata; Aves; Trogoniformes; Trogonidae. The transcript is spliced from 6 exons. Gene Ontology annotation, biological process: sodium-independent organic anion transport; bile acid and bile salt transport; transmembrane transport.
GUGCUGUGAACAUCCCCGGGGCGAUGGUUGGGAUCGUGGUAGGUGGUGCCAUCCUGAAGCGGUUCCAGAUGUCCCUGAAGCAAUGCAGCGUCAUGUGCGUCCUCGGCAUGUUCCUCUGCCUGCUCAUGGCUUUUCCCCUCCUCUUCCUCGGCUGCCCCACGCAGAAGGUUGCGGGCGUUACCUACAGCGAGAGCUCUGAAUUGGGACACCACACCUUGGAGUGUAACCUCCAGUGCAACUGCCCUGAGAAAGCCUACAACCCCAUCUGCGGCUCUAACUCUAUCGAAUACAUCUCACCCUGUUCCGCCGGCUGCAGAGCCGUAAAUAUCGGUGCAGACAACAACUCAGUCCUGAACUACACCAACUGCAGCUGCAUCACUGAAAAUGGGGUUUGGGGAUCUGCCAAGCCUGGGACCUGUGGCACCGGCUGCUCCCACCUCUUCCUACCCUUUGUGGUCCUGUCCUGCCUGGCAGGGUUCCUCGCCAGCGUGUCCCACACGCCGUCCUUCAUGCUCAUCCUCAGGAGCAUCCAGCCUGAAGACAAAUCGUUUGCAGUUGGGAUACAGUUCAUGCUGCUGAGAGUUUUAGCGUGGAUGCCGGGGCCCGUUCUGUACGGCAGCGCCAUCGACACGACCUGCAUCCUCUGGGAGAAGAAGUGCGACAGGAAGGCAGCCUGCAGAUACUACGACAAUAACCUCUUCAGGCAAAGGUAUCUUGGGCUCCAGUUUUUCUUUGAGGUGGGUGCUUUCCUGUGCUUCCUGACCGUGUAUGUGAUUCUCAGGCGGCAGGAGAGGGAAGCCAGCAAUGCAGCAGAGACAAAGGCAGACCCAGAGAAGGAAAAGCUGGCAGGAAACUCCAUAAAGAACCCAGAAUCCAAAGUUUGACACCAAAAAUGUGAAUUGCGAUCUGUGUCCGGGGAAGUGAAGAUGUGGGAACCACCCCACUCUUGAACUGUGAAGGAUGGAUGCUCGGAGCGAUGGAUGAUGAUGAUGCUUCC